This is a messenger RNA of Plasmodium gonderi, 1881 nucleotides long. RefSeq names its product aspartate--tRNA ligase. The record is from RefSeq and is a predicted model, not a curated record. Gene Ontology annotation, molecular function: aspartate-tRNA ligase activity; RNA binding; ATP binding. The transcript has a single exon. Gene Ontology annotation, cellular component: aminoacyl-tRNA synthetase multienzyme complex; cytoplasm; cytosol. The coding region runs from base 1 to 1881 and encodes 626 amino acids. Gene Ontology annotation, biological process: aspartyl-tRNA aminoacylation. NCBI's taxonomy places the organism in Eukaryota, Apicomplexa, Aconoidasida, Haemosporida, Plasmodiidae.
AUGCAAAUGUACUGUUUCACCAUAUUGAACAAAUUUAAUAAAGUGCAAAAGUACAUUUCAAUAAAACAAGGAUUUUAUCCCGUUUUUGCAAAAAUAAUUUUUAUUCCUAGUCAGAAUAGGUUAAAACUUUUUAGGAGCAAAAUGGAAAACGAAGCAGAAAAGGCAAAGCAGGAAGGUAGUAACAUCAGCAACAAUGCUGAAGAGAUGAAUGAAAAGAAAAAGGAAAAGAAAGCGAAGAAGCUAGCGGAAAAAGAAAAAAAGCUAGCCAAAAAAGCAGAAAGGGAGAAUUUAAAAAAUGAAGCCCAGAAAAUUUUAGAACACGUGUGUGAAGACAUAAACAAAGAUAACUUUGGAUACAUCAAAGUUAGUAUAAUAAAAAAAAAUAACGAUAAGAUCAAAUUGUAUAAUUUGGAAGAGGUUUACAAUGCAUUGAUGAAGGUGGAUAGCUUGGAGGGGACAAAUCAGAAACGAGAAGACACAACGAGCAACACUGUAGUAGGACCCGAGUUAGAUGCAGAACAUUUGCUACAAAAGGACAUUUGGGUUAGAGGAAGAAUCCAUGAUAUUAGAAGUAAAGGCUCAUUGGCCUUCAUCAUUUUGAGACACAAAUUAUAUUCCAUGCAAUGUAUAUUAGAUAUAAAAAACAAUGACAAUAACAAGAACAUGAUGAAAUGGGUAAGUAACCUAUCGUUGGAAUGUAUUGUAGACAUUAAUGGAAAAUUGAUUAAACCAGAAAUACAAAUUGAUAGUACGAAUAUCAAAUAUGAAAUACAUAUAAAUAAAAUAUAUUGUAUAAGCAAAACGGUAAAGGAAUUACCAUUUUUAUUAAAAGAUGCAAAUAUGAAAGAAACAAAUGAAGAAGGAACUAUUAAAGUGAAUCAAGAUAAUAGAUUAAAUAAUAGAUGUAUUGACUUGAGAACGUAUGCAAAUUAUAGUAUUUUCUAUCUUCAAUCUCAAAUAUGUACUAUUUUUAAAAAUUUUCUACUACAAAAUAAUUUUAUAGAAAUACAUACCCCAAAAUUGUUGGGUGAAAGUAGUGAAGGAGGAGCGAAUGCAUUUCAAAUAAAUUAUUUUAAUCAGAAAGGAUUCUUAGCACAAUCUCCUCAGUUGUACAAGCAGAUGUGCAUAAACUCUGGAUUUGAUAGAGUCUUUGAAAUUUCUCCUGUUUUCAGAGCUGAAAAUAGCAAUACAUAUAGACACCUUUGUGAGUAUAUAUCCCUAGAUGUAGAAAUGACAUAUAAGUAUGAUUAUAUGGAAAAUGUUUUUUUCUACGAUUCUAUGUUUAAGCAUAUAUUUAACGAAUUAACAAAAUGUAAAAAAAAUGAACUUUUUAUUAAAACUAUAAAAAAUCAAUAUCCAUCUGAGGAUUUCCAGUGGUUAAAUGUUACUCCAAUUUUUACAUAUGAAGAGGCAAUCAAAUUGUUAAUCAAACAUGACAAAUUGAAUUUAAAGGAAGAAGAAAUUCUAAUGUAUGACAUGUCAACCGAUAUGGAAAAAGAGUUGGGAAAAAUUGUUAAAGCUUCUCAUCAUACAGAUUAUUAUAUAAUUAUUCAUUUCCCAUCUGCUCUGAGACCAUUUUAUACCAUGUAUAAAGAAGACGAUCCAAGGAUUUCAAAUUCUUAUGAUUUUUUUAUGAGAGGAGAAGAAAUAUUAUCUGGAUCCCAGAGAAUCAAUGAUGUUAAUUUGUUGUUAGAUAAUAUCAAACGCUUCAAUUUGGAUGCUACAAAACUCAAUUUUUAUAUCGAUUCCUUUGCAUAUUCCUCUUACCCGCACUCGGGUUGUGGAAUUGGCCUUGAACGUGUCCUUAUGCUUUUUUUAGGCCUCAACAACAUCCGCAAGACAUCUCUUUUUCCACGAGAUCCAAAGAGGCUAAUACCAUGA